UUAGAAGUUAUUUUGCUAAUUAUAAUUUAUUCUGCAAUGGUUUUGUGUGGAUUAAAGUUAUUUUGACAACAUCAUUAUCUUCUUCUCUUAAUUUUCCUUUCCAUUGAAUUGUAAAAAUAAAUUGACCAACAAUUUUGUUUUUAUGUUGAAGAAUAUGGCAACAGGUGGUUGUGACCCUCCUAUUCCACCUUCAGGAAACUCAGAUAAGGAGAAGGGGAAGAAGAAAGCUUAUCUGGUGAAGUUGAUGUCCCGUUUCAAUAACGUAAGUAGUUCAAGUAGUCAACCAUCUACACCUACCUCCACUGCUAGAUCUGUUCCACCACCAUUGGCAAUUCCUGGUUUGACACCUAUUGCACCAUUUAUUCCACCUUCAUUGGAAGUUCCUACCUUCACACCUAGUCCACAACAACGUGGUACUGAUCAAUGGAGAUCACCCUUCCCCCAUGUUGGUUCUAACCCAACAACUCGUACAAAUAUUGCACCAACACCUCCUACAGGGGAUGGAGUUCCACAUUCAAGUUCAGCGGGAAAUGUUGAAGAUGUUUCCGACAAUCGUCCAAUCAUUAAACCUAUUGGAGGAGGGUUUUAUCCAACAAAAACAACAUCCAAAGAUAUCACAGCCACCAUCAAAGGACAGUUUGAUGAGCCGUGGUUGACAUGGGGACAAAUCCCUCAGACUCGUAGAGAUGUUUUCUUUGAGCGUUUUAAGAGAAAGGUAUCAUGGAGCAUUGAACAUGAAGAAAAGGUUAANAAAAAUUUCCACAGCAAAGCAUCUCAUAGAUUAUCUGAGAUGUUUAAAAAAGCUCAAAGAGAAGGGAAAAAACCUGAGUGGAUGGGAGACAUUGUCUGGAAUGGUCUUUUAGAGAAGUGGAACAUGCCAGCUUUUAGACAAAAGUGUGAAACCACCAAAAAGAACAGGACAUCUGACAAGGGUGGUUGUUUGCACACCGAGGGAUCUAUUAGCGUGCAUGAGCAUGCUAUUCGUCUGUCACAGGAGCUUGGUCGGACAGUGCAUGUCGAUGAAAUUUUUCAGCAGACACAUAUUAGAGCAUCAACAGGACAAUUUGUCGAUGAAAGGUCUAGAAGGACACAUGUUAGUUUCUACUAA
Messenger RNA from Vigna radiata var. radiata (mung bean), 1108 nucleotides. RefSeq lists its product as uncharacterized. Lineage: Eukaryota; Viridiplantae; Streptophyta; Magnoliopsida; Fabales; Fabaceae. The transcript has 4 exons. The record is from RefSeq and is a predicted model, not a curated record. Bases 143 to 1108 code for a protein of 321 amino acids.